Molecule: messenger RNA, 1082 nt
Organism: Eucalyptus grandis
Lineage: Eukaryota; Viridiplantae; Streptophyta; Magnoliopsida; Myrtales; Myrtaceae
Product: cell number regulator 6-like
Exons: 4
Coding region: 126-851 (241 amino acids)
Source: RefSeq, a predicted model, not a curated record
CUCUCUCAAGUUGCGACAUUUCCUCCUCAUUGGCGUUCUCCAUUAAGCUCGUGCAUGCAUCGUCGAUCGAUUCCAUCGGCCUUCGCGAGAUCUGAGGAAGCUCCGGGGCCGGAUCGGGCGGGGCCAUGGCGGAGGGCAAUGCGCCGUCGAGGUACGUGAGGCUGACGAAGGACCAGGCGCCGCUGGAGGACAUCACUCCCGGCGAGCUCAACCAGCCCGUGCAAAUCCCUCAGUUGAAUGUCCGUAGAUGUUCUGAAUGUGGGCAACCUUUACCGGAAACUUACGAGGCCCCAGCUGACGAAGAUUGGACGACUGGCAUUUAUGCUUGUGCUGAUGAUCCUGAAAGCUGCCGGACAGGGCUUUUCUGCCCCUGUGUGCUGUUUGGGCGCAAUGUAGAAACAUUGAGAGAUGAUAUUCCUUGGACAAAUGCUUGUGUUUGCCAUGCCAUAUUUGUUGAAGGCGGAUUAGCUCUUGCCGCAGCAACAGCGGUGUUUCAUGGUAUUGAUCCUAGGACAUCAUUUCUUAUCUGCGAGAGUCUGUUUUUCGCUUGGUGGAUCUGUGGCAUCUACACUGGCCUCUUUCGGCAGUCAUUACAAAAUAAGUAUCAUCUGAAGAAUUCACCAUGCGAUCCAUGUCUAGUGCACUGCUGCAUGCACUGGUGUGCGUUGUGCCAGGAACACCGGGAGAUGAAGAAUCAUCUCUCUGAUAAUGCCGUGCUGCCUGAGACCGUGGUUAACCCUCCUCCCGUUCAAGAGAUGAGCUCUAAACACGACCAUCAAUCUGCAGCUGCGCCACCUGCUCCUGCGUCCAAGGGUCCAGAAAGCACCAAUUUGGAAAUGCAGCCGGUGUAGGUCCUGUGAACUUACCCUGCCUUGAAGUUGAAGAGCGGCAUAUAACUACCAUUUUUGGGCAUUAUACACCGCUAUUUUUCAAAAGAAUAUUUACUUGACUGAGUUGUUAUCUUCAAUUUUUUUUAUUUUUUUUGGCAAGAGAAUGUUGCGAUUCACAUCUUAAAAUGAAGAUUAUCCGCUUACAGCUAUUGAGAUUUGAGAGCAAAGCAACCCAUCAAGCAUCAACAACAA